Molecule: messenger RNA, 1632 nt
Organism: Acipenser ruthenus (sterlet)
Lineage: Eukaryota; Metazoa; Chordata; Actinopteri; Acipenseriformes; Acipenseridae
Product: ankyrin repeat and SOCS box protein 12-like
Exons: 3
Coding region: 132-1022 (296 amino acids)
Biological process (GO): intracellular signal transduction; regulation of barbed-end actin filament capping
Cellular component (GO): cytoplasm; nucleus
Molecular function (GO): protein binding
Source: RefSeq, a predicted model, not a curated record
UCGGGUGGGUGUGGAGAAAGGCUGUCUCGGGAGGAAAGCGAUUUAACUUUGUUUUUGUUUUAUUUAUUCUUAAAUGUAUUCAUUCAUUUCCAAUACAGGCUGCCUUUGUCGUUUAUAAUUUAGUUAUUUUCAUGUUCCAGCCAAAAGAUGAGAAGGAGGAGGAGGACGAUGGUGAAAGACGUGAGCUCAGCCAGGCAGUGUCUAAUGAUGACGACAAGCUUCUCGCUGAGCUCCUGUCCCAGGAGAGGUACAGAAGAUUCAUCAACAGCAGGAGCGGCUGGGGUAUCCCGGGCACCCCUCUCCGCCUGGCCGCUUCUCGAGGUCACCUGAGAUGCCUGGAGGUUCUUCUGGCCCGUGACGCUGAGGUAGACAGUUUGGAUGUGAAGGCCCAGACUCCCUUGUUCACUGCUGUCAGUGGGAAGCAUCUAGACUGUGUUCACGCUCUCCUACAGGCAGGAGCUAACCCUAACGGCAGCAAGUACAACAAUUGCUCCCCAGUGCUAACCGCUGCAAGGGAAGGGAACGUGGACAUCUUGAGAGAACUGCUCCAGUUUGGUGCAGAGGUUAACGCUAGAUCAAAGGUUCCUGUCUGGGCUUCCCAUUCGUCCGUCUCCAGUGGACCUCUUUACCUCUCUGCAGCUUACGGACACUUGGAUUGCUUUAAGCUGCUGCUUCUCUACGGGGCGGAUCCGAAUUAUAACUGCACCGAUGAGAAGCUCCUUGCCAGGAUCAAACAGCCCAAGACAGUGUUGGAGAUGUCCCUGAGACACGGCUGUGGGGUGGAAUACAUCCAGCUCCUGAUUGACGUUGGAGCAAACGUCUUCCUUCCCACACUCAUCAUAGAGAAAACCACAAAGCAAAAUCAAGCCUUGGAGGUCUUGCUAAAGGAAAGAGCUUGUCCAAAAACCCUGAUGUCUCAGUGCCGGCUAGCAAUCCGAAGCUACUUGGCCAACAAAAUGCAUUCCAUUGACCAACUGGACAUCCCACCAAUCCUGAGGAAGUACUUAAACCACAUGACCUGAGUGGCGUGGAAUUCGCAGUGAUGUCACUGCCCCUUUUCUAUAGAUCAUGUGACUGAGAAAUGCUUUCCAGUAAAAACGUGUAUGUAAAAUGAAUGCAUUACUGUACAUCAAACCAGUCCAGUGUAAACAUCUUUAGAGCAAAUAUUCCAUAGCAGAGCAGUUUAAGACAGACAGACAGCAAGCUCCUGGAGGAAGAGGUAUUGGCGACCCCUCCCUGUGAGUUAUAUCUUAGCCAAUCAUUUUGAUUGUCUUUUUUAAGCUCUGGGAGAUUGUGUUUUAUUUAUUAAACUCUUGUUGGUAUUUUAAUAACACAGAUUUAAUACCCCUAUGUGUGUGGUAAAGUGAAUUAAUCCACAAUAUCGUAAUUCUAUGAUUUGUUUAAUGGUUUUUUUUUUUUUUUUUAAAUCUGUGAUAAUUAUUUCAACAUUUUAUAUUUGUUUUUUUUGUGUUUGGAGGGGCGGGGGUGAUAACUGUAUAGAAUUCAGAUUCAGAUGUGUUCGUUGAAUUUGGCAUGCUCUCCAACCAUGUAUUAUUAUUAUUAUUAUUUAUUUCUUAGCAGACGCCCUUAUCCAGGGCGACUUACAAUCGCAAGCAAAUACAAAUACAUUCA